AUGGGCCUGACAAAGGAAGAUAAUAUAAUCUUUGGAGGCAAUCGCAAGGCUUAUUUGCCCGAAGUUGGCAGGAGAUGGAAAAUGUUGUACAAUUCGAAUGAAUCCUCUUCAAGACGGACACUUUCUGAGACAUUCGUUAUCUGGCGGACAUACACCGUCGAAGCGCCGCUUCUGCUUCUGUGCAUCCCCAGCCACUGCUCGACGGGCACAGCGAUGCAUCUGGCGCUGAUAGUCGUCGCGGUGCUCGCCGUUGCCAUUGGCUUGGCCAGCGGUCAACAAAUAUCCGAGGAUCGCUGUAAGGAUCGGUCAUGCUAUCCGAUCACUGGAAAUCUGUUGAUUGGACGAAAGCAUCGACUGAAAUCUUCAUCCACUUGUGGAACGAGGGGAAGAGAAAGAUUCUGUAUCGUAUCCCAUCUUGAAGAGCAAACGAAAUGCUUCUAUUGCGACUCUCGAACUGAAUGGCGACCAUACAGAGAGCCAUAUCGGCUGAGUCACAGGAUAGAAAAUGUCGUUUCCGAUGGUUACGAAGAUAAAAAUCGUAACUGGUGGCAGUCAGAGAAUGGAGUUCAGAACGUCACAGUACAACUUGACCUUGAAGCUGAAUUUCACUUUACUCAUCUUAUCAUGACAUUCAAGUCUUUCCGCCCUGCUGCGAUGAUCAUUGAACGAUCGGCAGACUUUGGCAAAACUUGGCAAGUAUAUCGGUACUUUGCGUACGAUUGUGCCGGAACGUUCCCAGGCAUUCCGGAAGGUCCACCAAAGAAGCAUACUGAUGUCAUCUGUACGCGAGCAUACUCUGAUGUUGCUCCGUCAACUGGAGGAGAGUUGGUCUACAAAGUCAUUUCACCACAUAUCGCUACCGCCAAUCCUUAUGCUGACGAAAUAGCCAAUCUCCUCAAGAUCACCAACCUUCGAUUCAACUUUACAAAAUUGCACACGUUGGGUGAUGAUUUGCUUGACUACAGGCCAGAAAUUGAAGAAAAGUACUAUUAUGCCAUAUAUGAAAUCGUCGUUCGUGGAUCUUGUUCUUGUUAUGGCCAUGCUUCGCGUUGUAUACCCAUCGAUGACAAUAACGAUCCAGCUCUUAAUCGGCCAGAUAUUGUCCAUGGUCGUUGCGAAUGCAUGCAUAACACCGAGGGUUUGAACUGCGAAAGAUGUCGCGAUUUCUUCAACGAUCUGCCAUGGAGACCGGCUAUCGGUGAAGACACGAAUGAAUGCAGAAGAUGUGAAUGUAACGGACAUGCAGCUAGGUGCCACUUUGACAGAGCUGUCUAUCAAGCUAGCGGAUAUCAGUCUGGUGGAGUUUGUGAUGAUUGUCAGCAUAACACGCAAGGUAAAAACUGCGAACAGUGCAAACCAUUCUUCUACCGUGAUCCUCAACGCCCCAUCACUGAUCCGUAUGUAUGCCUUCCCUGCAGCUGUGACAAAGCUGGCUCCCAGGAUGAUGGAAUAUGCGAGAGUGAAGAAGAUCCGGAGCGCGGAUUGGUCGCUGGAAAAUGUUACUGCAAACCUAAUGUCGACGGACCUCGUUGUGAUCGCUGCAAGAAUGGUUUUUGGGACUUGCAAGCGGCUAACCCGGACGGUUGUGUCCCAUGUACUUGUCAUCUUCUUGGCACUUACAACAAUGAAGGAUGUGACAAAGCCACUGGUCACUGCACAUGCAAGCGACUGGUUACGGGAGAGAACUGCGAUCAGUGUUUGCCUGAGCAUUAUGGCCUUUCGGAAGAUGUUGAUGGAUGUAAGCCUUGCGAUUGCGACAUAGGAGGAUCGCUGAACAAUCAAUGCGAUCUGGUUACCGGACAGUGCACUUGCAGAGAAGGAUUCAGCGGACGAAGAUGCGACACAGCUGACUCGAGCUACUAUUGUGCGGACAUCGAUCAUUUCACGUAUGAGGCCGAGAAUGCUGAGCUGACAAACGCCGAGAUUGAACCAAGGGAACAUCCUGGAAAAGAUGAGGCUAUGUCAUGGACUGGUGAAGGCUUUGCUAGAGUGAAUGAAAGGAGUUCAAUCAGCUUCAAAGUGGGCAACUUGCAAACAUCGCAGAAGUAUAAUAUUAUUCUACGAUACGAUGCCGCAAGAGAUCCCAUAGGGUGGGAAAAUGUGCAGGUUACUGUAGUUCGUCCUGGCCCAGCAAGUGGGGAAUGUGCUGGCAGCGAUCCUUCUGAUGACUACCUGAUUGCGCGUUUACAUCCUGGAGGUCGUUAUACGGAGCUGUAUCCGUCUGUGUGCCUGGAAGCCGACAAGAAGUACGAGAUCCGUGUACAGUUUGGCGAAAAGCGCACUGGAGUGCAGGAUCGAGGUGCAUGGAUCUUGAUCGAUUCUAUGGUCUUGGCGCCACCGACAGAAGAACUGCACAUUUUCAAGGGCUCUGAUCAAGCUUUGCAACACAAAAUGGAGUACGAUCGCUAUCAGUGUCGUAAUUUAGUCAUGUCUCUUGCUCCAAAGGGACAGCUUAGCGAGACCUGUGAACGUUACAUCUGCCCUGUCGCUGCUGCAGUACUGAACCGUACCAGUUCAUGCGAUUGUGACCCAACUGGCUCAGUAUCUGGUAUUUGCGGUGUAAAAGGAGGACAAUGCGAGUGUAAACCCAAUGUUGUUGGAAGGCGGUGCGAUCAAUGCGCUGUGGGCACUUACGGUUUUGGACGUUCGGGCUGUACCGAGUGUGCGUGUGACUCUGUUGGAUCACUGCACAACCGAUGUGACAAGCAAAGUGGGCAGUGUAUGUGUCGUGAAAAGGGCAUCUAUGGACGUCAGUGCAACCAGUGCCAGCCAGGAUUCUGGAGCUUUCCCGAUUGCAGAGUGUGUCAAUGCAACGAUCAUGCCAACAUUUGCGACCAGCAGACGGGAGCUUGUAUCGAAUGUCGUGACCUUACGGCUGGGCAUUAUUGCGAUCGUUGUCAAGAUGGCUACUAUGGAGAUCCUAGGCUUGGAGUUGGUCUGCCAUGCAAACCUUGCCCAUGUCCUGGCGGACCUACCAGUGGUUUCCAGCAUGCAGAUACUUGCUAUCUGCAGCGUUCUAAUAACACCCAAGAUGUUGUUUGCAACUGUCGGUCCGGCUAUACUGGUGAACGAUGCGCAGAGUGCGCUAUGAAUUACUGGGGCAACCCUACAGAAGUGGGCGGAUCAUGCGAGAGAUGCGAUUGUAAUGGAAACAUUGACAUGGCGGUUGAGGGCAGUUGUGAUGCUGCUACCGGUGAAUGUCUCAAAUGUCUUCACAACACCGAAGGUCCUAUGUGUGAGAACUGUAUGGAUGGAUUCUACGGUGAUGCUAAACUCAAGAGCUGUCAGAGAUGUGUUUGCAACAACCUCGGUUCGAAUCUCACCGCUGGAACAUGCGAUCGCGUUACUGGUCAAUGUCCAUGCCAUCCCAAUGUCAUUGGAAUGCAGUGUGACCAGUGUGCAGAGAACCACUACGAUUUGAGCAGUGGCCAGGGAUGUUCUAAAUGCGAUUGUGAUCCUAACGGUGUAGUGCUGAAAGAAGAUGGAACGCCAGAAUUGCAAUGUAAUCAGUUCGAUGGAAGGUGUCGGUGCAAGAUUGGCAGGGGAGGAAGAACCUGUUCUGAAUGCGAGGACUACUUUUGGGGAGAUCCAACGUCUCCAGAAGGUUGCAAGAGAUGUGAAUGUAAUCCAACUGGUUCAGCCAGUCAACAGUGUCAUCGCAACAACGGAACUUGCGUUUGUCUACCAGGCUCUGGAGGAGAUCUUUGUAAUGAAUGCGCUCGCGGAUAUACCGGAACAUGGCCAUACUGCCAGCCUUGCGGUGAAUGCUUCCACCAAUGGGACGAUAUUAUCCAAGGCCUAAAAUCGAAAGUUGAAAAUCUUAUCAAUACUGCCAACAACAUCGAAGAUACCGGCGUGGCUUCUGCUUACGAUGAAGAGUUUGAAAAUAUGGAGAAGAUCUUGGAAGACACGAAGAAGAAACUAUCUGAUGCAAAUGUUAGCAAAGAGCACAUAGAGGAGUUGGACAAUGAAGUAGCAAAGCUGAAGAAGGAGGUUGCUGGUGCUCGCGAAAGAUUGGAUAUAAUCGAGGCUCGAGUGUCGAAUGCUACCCAGUCUGUCGAUUUUGCUCAAGAAGAUUUGAAACAGCUUCAUUUGGAUGCGGAUCGUCUCACGGAAGCCGCAGUUGACUUACAUGAGAAGACAAACAAGAUCAAGGAAGCUGAUGUGCAGGGUGCCUAUAACAUUACAAGAGAAUCAGCAUCACGCUCGUUGGCUGCUCAACGUCGAACAGACGCAGCCAUCGGCAAAUUGGCUGAAGCGGAAAGUGAAGCUAGAGAUGCCGACGCUCUACUUGAAAAGAACAGAGAUGAUUUUGACAAGCAGUAUUCUGAAAAUGAGGCAGCGCUUGCUGAAAGCGAGAAUAAUAUCCAUAUGCUAGAAGGAGCAUUACCUCGGCUGAAUGCGGAAGUUUGCGGUGGAGAAUCCGCUCCAUGCGAUGCGCUUUGUGGAGGUCCUGGUGUAUGUGGCUUCUGCGGUGGGCAAUCUUGUCUAGCCGGAGCUGUGAGUAAAGCAGAUCAAGCAAGGAGCUUUUCCCUCGAGGCUGAUCUGAAAUUGAAUGAGAAGCAGAAGGAAGCUGAAGAGGUCCUGACCCUCGUUCGUGAUGUCCUGCAUUCCACUGCUGCUGCAAAGAAAGACGCUAAUGAAGCUUUGGAAGUAGCACGAGCAGCGGCUCAAAGGACAAACUCGUCUCGGGCAGAGCUGGAUCAGAUUGUAGACCAAAUGAACAAUUUCUUGAAGAGCUCCAGGAGCUCUCCAGAGCAAAUAAGAACGCUUGCUGAAGAAGUACUUUCGAAGAAGAUCAGCUUGACUCCUGAACAAAUAGCCGCUCUUACAUCUAAGAUUCGUGAUUCGCUAGCCAAAAUCAGCAACAUAGGCGCAAUUCUUGCUGAAACAAGAGGAAACAAAACGUUAGCAUCAAAUCUGGAAUCAAAGGCUCUGGAGGCAAGUGCUCGUGCCGCAGCUAUCAAAAAUACCACAGAUACUGUGAGAGAAGCCAUUCAAGUGGCUGAAGAAGCUCAACUUGCAGCCUCCGAAGCCAUCCGAUCAGCUGAUGAGGUGAUGAAGCAGGCAAAGGAACAUCUCGAAGCCGCUAAGAAAGAAGCUAAUGCUACCGAAACCCGCGCUAAAGAAGUCAACGCAAGCUUGUCCACACUUGAAGGUGAAAUGAAGAAAGUCAAAGUGCAGUAUCUUCAAAUUGCCGAUGACGCUAAAAAUGCAUUCCAACUUGUUGACAAAGCUCUGCAAGCUGCUCAAACGGCUGAACAAGGGAAUAAACAGAUGACAAUGGACAUCGAAACAGCACAAGGACUUCUUUCGAGUAGGACACAAGGCAAUGAAGCUCCACAGAAAAGAGCAGAAGCGCUACGACAACGAGCAGCGAAGCUUUUGUACAAGGCGCAACGGCAUAGUGAUGACAUUAGUGCAUUGACGAAGGAUGCUUCCGAUGUACGACUCGAUGACUACCAACGAACAUUAGACGAACUGAAUUCUCGUCUAGAACAAGUCACGAGAGAUAUCCAUACAAGUACAGAAUUCUUCGCCAAUUGCGACGUGUAAGCCAUAAGCUGCCAUUGUGCCUCCUCAUCUCACUGCCCUCUUGUUAUUAGGCUCCCCAAGAUGUUGCGUUUUGCCAUUUCUCAUGAGCCUUUGUUUCUGAAUUUUGUUGUCAGAUUUAGUUUCCGGUAUUAUGAAACGAUACCUAUUGUUGUUGCUAUUCGAAUAAUUUAUAAUGUUCAAGCAUCUCGUCGCUUUCGGACUUUUCUAGCCCUUAUAUGUAUCGAUGGUUCUCAUUAUGUCUUAAGCUUCUUUCUAUCACUCGCAUUUGCAAUACUACUGAUUCUCGCUGCCUUAUUGGUGCUUCCUUCAAUUCUAACAAAUACUGCUGAGUUCUUUGAUCUGCCUAAUUUAACACUGCGAUCAUAUAUACACUGUCAUUAAAAGUGCAAUUAUAAAUGAAUAAUUUCAAUUA
This is a messenger RNA of Cylicocyclus nassatus, 5968 nucleotides long. The record is from the annotation of a GenBank genome assembly. Lineage: Eukaryota; Metazoa; Nematoda; Chromadorea; Rhabditida; Strongylidae.